This is a messenger RNA of Helobdella robusta, 303 nucleotides long. RefSeq lists its product as hypothetical. Bases 1 to 303 code for a protein of 100 amino acids. The record is from RefSeq and is a predicted model, not a curated record. NCBI's taxonomy places the organism in Eukaryota, Metazoa, Annelida, Clitellata, Rhynchobdellida, Glossiphoniidae. The transcript has 3 exons.
AUGCUAAACGCGGGAAGCCUGACAUCCAGAACAAUCCUCGUCUGCUACUGCCUACUGGCGUUGCACGUACAUCACUGCUAUUCAGCUGCUUAUACAGAUCCACUGGAUGAGAGAAGAUUACAAUCAGUAGAAAGAAAGCUAAGAGAAGAUUUCGAGCGAGAAUUAGCUGAACUUUUCAGGCCGGAAACUGAAAAAAGCGUCGAAAAGCGCCAGCUAGAGCUUAAAAGACAACUGGAACUCAAAAGGCAGCUAGAGUUGAAAAGGAGCGGCAAUAUAAAAUGCCUUUACACAGACCUUUGCUGA